Paracoccidioides brasiliensis Pb18 is the source of this 459-nucleotide messenger RNA. RefSeq lists its product as uncharacterized. The record is from RefSeq and is a predicted model, not a curated record. The transcript has 2 exons. Bases 1 to 459 code for a protein of 152 amino acids.
AUGGGGUUGGUCACACGAGUGGGUCCCGAGGCCCCGCAGCUCAGGGCGGUGCACCCACGACCCAAGGGCUCGCCCGACGCCCCCCCCCUGGGCCAAUCAAGCCGAGCAAACAGUCCACGGGUUGGCGGUAACCCGCAGGCUGCAGCCCAACCCAACCCCGAAGUGAGUCAAAACCGCUCCGGCUCCAGGUUGCCCCAAGGGCGGAGCGAACAGAAAGAGAGAGAGGAAGACAGAAAUGAAAAUAAUGGUGCCAACGCAAAGGUCGGGAAGCUGGACGAUGAUGCCAGAACCCAUAUCGUUUGGCAGGGCAUUCCCCCAACUACAGGUGAUCCGAUAUCGGCCCAUGUAUAUCCAUUAACUAUGGUUCAAGCUGCGAGGGGGAGAGAAAGUAUCGCGCAACCCCACGAGAAGCGUGAGACAGAUGAAGUCAAAGAGCCGUCGUUGGAUGAGAAAUUCUAG